Molecule: messenger RNA, 324 nt
Organism: Entamoeba nuttalli P19
Lineage: Eukaryota; Evosea; Mastigamoebida; Endamoebidae
Exons: 1
Coding region: 1-324 (107 amino acids)
Source: RefSeq, a predicted model, not a curated record
AUGGAAGAGAUGAUUAAGGAAGAUAAAAUUAGCAAAAUAAAACUAAAAAUAAAAAAUAUGGUUGAAGAAAUAAAUAAUAUUCAAGAAGAAAGUAUGUCCAAGGAAGAAGAAUGGAGAUCACAAUAUAGUGAUUAUAAAGAAAGAAGUGCUAGAUUAGAAAUGAUUAACAACGUGAUAACAAUGGAAGAAAUGAAUAAAAUAGAAGAAUGGACAAAUAGAAAAGUAGGAAAUAUAAUAUUUAAUUCGGAUAUUGAUGAUUGGAAUAAGGAUACAUCAUCGCUUCAAGAAAGAAUACUAUAUAAUAGAAUUAAUAAUUAUAAUUGA